Messenger RNA from Parasteatoda tepidariorum (common house spider), 590 nucleotides. RefSeq names its product BPTI/Kunitz domain-containing protein. Lineage: Eukaryota; Metazoa; Arthropoda; Arachnida; Araneae; Theridiidae. The record is from RefSeq and is a predicted model, not a curated record. Gene Ontology annotation, molecular function: serine-type endopeptidase inhibitor activity.
UAUCACGUUAAUGUGUGAACUAACAUAUGGAACAGCUGGAUCACAAAAAAAAAGGAGUUUGAGAAUUUUUUUCUCCUGGUUAAAGGUGCCAAACGCAAUAUGUUUACUACAAUACUCAUUUAUAUUUUAAUUCAACACAUUAUUCAGAUCACAAAAGGACUUUCAAAGGAAGAUUUAUGCUCUUUGGAUCCAGAUUUUGGGGGAUGUUCUGAUUAUACUGAAUUGUUUUAUUAUAAUCGAUUUACAGGUGAAUGCCACGAAUUUAUUUUUGGAGGAUGUCUUGGAAAUAAAAACAGUUUUGAAUCAAAAGAAGUGUGCCGAGAAUAUUGUAAAGGAAUGGAAGAAAAAAAAGUUUGUGAUAAGAAGCCUGUCCGAGGACCUUGUGAAGGUUUUAUCCGUCGGUAUUUUUUUAAUCAAGAGACUCAAGAAUGUGAAGAAUUUAUUUAUGGAGGUUGCAGGGGAAAUUCCAACAAUUUCCGUACCCUAACGGAAUGUAAAGAGUUCUGCACUCAUGUAUAACAACGGACAGACACAUAAAUACCAUUGAAAGUAGUCUAGGAAAAUAAAUUAUAUCUUAUAUAAUUUUUUUU